This is a messenger RNA of Marmota flaviventris (yellow-bellied marmot), 1302 nucleotides long. It is a transcript of the gene Il34, whose product is annotated as interleukin 34. Gene Ontology annotation, biological process: positive regulation of protein phosphorylation; positive regulation of macrophage differentiation; positive regulation of monocyte differentiation. Gene Ontology annotation, molecular function: macrophage colony-stimulating factor receptor binding. Lineage: Eukaryota; Metazoa; Chordata; Mammalia; Rodentia; Sciuridae. The record is from RefSeq and is a predicted model, not a curated record.
CCAUGGGACUAGCAGCCACCGCCCCCCAGCUGUCCUCCCCACUGCCAGGCAGAUAGGGUGGCUGCUGCCCCAGGAGCACCUGCCUGAUCCCUGCUGCCUGGCACCUCCUUUGGGGACAGCCCUUUCCUGACUCGGUGGCCACCUUUUCUGACACGUGGCCAUGUAGGUCCUGCUCAGGCUCCUGUGGACACACCGCUGGGGACAGCACCUCUGCUCUUGGGGAAGCCAGUGCACCACCAUGCCCCGGGGAUUCACCUGGCUGCGCUAUCUUGGGAUCCUCCUUGGUGUGGCCUUGGGGAAUGAGGGUUUGGAGGUGUGGCCCUUGACCCAGAAUAAGGAGUGCACCGUCACGGGCUUCCUUCGGGACAAGCUGCAGUACAGGAACCGGCUUCAGUACAUGAAACACUACUUCCCCAUCAACUACAGGAUCGGCGUGCCUUACGAGGGGGUGCUCAGGAUCGCCAACAUCACCAGGCUGCAGAAGGCGCGGGUGAGCGAGCAGGAGCAGAGGUAUCUGUGGGUCUUGGUGAGUCUCAGUGCCACUGAGUCGGUGCAGGACGUGCUGCUUGAGGGCCACCCGUCCUGGAAGUACAUGCAGGAGGUUCAGACGCUGCUGCUCAACAUCAAACAGGGCCUCCCGGAUGUGGAGAUCAGCCCCAAGGUGGAAGAGGUGUUGUCCCUCCUGAAUGUGCCGGGUCGGAGCCUGAAGCUGGUGCGGCCCAAAGCCCUGAUGGACAACUGCUUCCGGGUCAUGGAGCUGCUGUACUGCUCUUGCUGUAAACACAGCUCCAUCCUGAAAUGGCAGGAGUGCGAGGUGCCAAGUCCUCAGCCCCAUGCCUUGCAGUGUGAGGCCGCCCAGCUGUACCCCCCUCCCCAGCAGACCCCCACCUCCCUGUCCCACUCCCCUGGCUCAAGCACUGGACCCCAGGUCAGGGCCCAGGGCGAGGGCCCCUUGCCCUGAUCGGCCUGUGUGCUGACCCUGGGUGGGGACACCUGAGGACUUCCGGGAGCUGGACUAGGCCCGAGACUUUGCUGUGUGAUGGGGGUCCCCGCCUUGAGAGAGGCCCUGGGGGAAGGUGUUUUUCCCUCUGGGGGAUUCUGUGCCACCGUUGGGCUCAGCUUCCCACCUUUCAUACCUUACUUGCUCUCACUUGGAGGGCUGGGGGUCAGGGAGACCUGGUGCCAUCCUCGUGGCCUCCCCUGCCUGCAGGUGGUGCUGCAGUCUCCUGGGGCCACAGCAGCCAGCGCAUCCCUGGGCAGGGACGGGGCCCACGUGGGACUCUGGGACUCACGCAGAGGCUU